Molecule: messenger RNA, 1156 nt
Organism: Capsella rubella
Lineage: Eukaryota; Viridiplantae; Streptophyta; Magnoliopsida; Brassicales; Brassicaceae
Product: protein HEAT-INDUCED TAS1 TARGET 4
Exons: 4
Coding region: 129-962 (277 amino acids)
Source: RefSeq, a predicted model, not a curated record
GGUUUCUCGAACAUUCUCUGAGUCUGAGUUUGUUUCUUCUCUACGGGACGGCGAUUGCGAGAGCGACAGGCUUCUUCUAUUUCUCUUCUCUCUCAGUGUCUCUCCUCCGACGGGAUAAGUAAUCGAAGAUGAAUGCACUCUUUCUACAAUCUGUGAGAAAUGCUGCUGGCCGCUGUCAUCCGGAUUGUGACCGAGCAAGCAAUAUGCAAGAAGAUUACGAUGCAUCUCAACAUGCAGCUUUGGUAGCGGUGAAUCUGAUUAGCUCUGCACGGGUUAUCCUCAACCUUGACGCCGAGUUUACUGAGUACUCAGCUCAGUAUUUGGUGGAUAACGCUGGGAAGGAAGACGAGCAGGGAGAAAUGGAUCUUCAAAGCUCUCAGGCCACUCCCGAAAACUGCAUGAAGUAUUUGAUGGAACAUGUAAUGAACAAGAUGGAGGACAGGCAGGGAGAAAUUGAUCAACAACGCCGUGAGCUCACUGUCAAAGACUGCUUUGAAUGUGCUUUCAAAAAAGGGUUGCCGAGAAGAGAACUUUGGGGACAUUUGGGAUGCAUGUUCAAGGCUCCUCCAUUUGCUUGUCAGUUACCUCGCGUUCCCAUGAAAGGAGAAGUGAUUGAGGUUGAGAAAUUGGAUGAUGCAUUGAAGCUGUUGAUGAAACAACCAGUGGGAGCAAGACUGCAUUUGUUCAGUCCAGAGAUUGAUCGUGUUGGAGAGGGAAUUUACAAUGGCCCAUCAGCUAAUGGAACACGCUAUGUUGGACUUAGAGAUGUGAUAAUGGUCGCAGUGGAUACAAUCGAGGGAGAACGUGUUGUGACAGUGAAGAUAGUAUACAAGAAGAAAACUUCAUUUGUCAAGGUGUGUGCGAGAGGUAUGCUUCUCCAGCUUAAUUGCGAGGGCUCUGAGGUCAAAGAGCCGACAGGUCUCCUUGUUGGUUUCUCUGUCCCGCGCUUAUCUAUCAACUAAGCAAGUGCUGGGAUCGUGGUAAGUAUCUGGAGAACUUUAUGCUAGUUGUUGAACUUGUUUGUUGGUCCUAUGUUAAGAAUGUUUUAUCAGACUUAUUUUAUGUUUAAGAAGUUAUAAGUAUCUUGAAAACCCUAUGUUUGUUGUGGAACUCAGUUUGUAUGUUCUGAAAUUAAGAUUGUUUUAUGAGACUUUUA